Molecule: messenger RNA, 1877 nt
Organism: Penaeus indicus
Lineage: Eukaryota; Metazoa; Arthropoda; Malacostraca; Decapoda; Penaeidae
Exons: 2
Coding region: 91-948 (285 amino acids)
Source: RefSeq, a predicted model, not a curated record
ACGGUUAUCAGUAAGGUUACACCAUUCCCAGGGAGCAUAAUAAAUCUAACAUCGGUACCGCGCCAGUACCGCACUAACGUCUGCUUCACCAUGACGUCGCUAUCUUGUCUUCUGAUCCUCUGCAUCUCAGCCAUGAAUUACGUCCCUUCGGCUGCUUUCUGCCUCCGCUACAUGUCCUGCUACAACGAGGCCUACUUGGUCUACGACAAACUCGAAAUUCACCACGAGGACCACGAGGUGAGGUCGGCCACUGUCUGCGCGGGACUGUGUCUGCGGGAAGACCCAGAGACGCCUAUGGUCUUUGUGACAGUGAUCGAGAUGAAUGAGCGCCUCGUUUGUGGCUGCGGUGACGAGGCUGCCCUCGGGAACCGCUCGGGUACGUUGAACGAUUUCUUCUCUUGCAAAAGAUGCCCCGACAGCGAAGAGAAGUGCGGCGGCAUGGGCUCCGUCAGCGUGUACUUUAUUGUGCACAAAGAAGACGAGUGUGGUGAGCCAGGAACGACCGCGCGACAAACAACAACUUCUACGACUUCCACUACUGCUACAAAUGUUAUUACAAAGGAAACAACACAGCCAUCGACCCAGGAAGACUUAUUUCUCUUAGGCUGCUACAGAGACAACGUGACACAGGUGGAACUCGCUUACCUGAGCGACCCAGAGGCAACUAUAAACGCCUGUGCUGCAACCUGCAACAGGACUUACCCUGAUAAGGAAAUGUAUAUGGUUAAAUACAAUGGGACUGGCCUAAUUUGCGGAUGUGGGCACGAGUCAUCCGUCAGUGAGUCAUCUCAGGUACCAGAGUCCGAGUGUGACUUUCGCUGCGGUGACUCAUCUCUUCCCUGCGGCGGGCGAGACUCCUUCAGCGCCUACAGGAACACAGGCUGGGCCGCUCGGAUGCAGUGGUCACUCAUUCUGUUCCUUGCUGCUGUUUUGACGAUCAGUCGUUAAUUUUUUUUUUUUAAUUUAAAAAUCUAUUUGAUGUUUUUGUUUUCAUCUUUAAAUUGCUGUUAGUUUUAUUAUUGUUAUUAUUAUCAUUGUUAUUAUUAUUAUUAUCAUCAAUGACGUUAUCAUUAUUAGUAUUAGUAUCAUUACUAUCAUAUUUUUGUUGUUAUUAUUAUUAUUAUCAUUAUUAGUAUUACUUUCAUUAUUAUUAGUGUUAUCAUUGAUAUCAUUAAUGUUACUGUCAUAACUGUCAUCAUCAUCGCCAUUAUUAUCAUUAUUAUCAUUAUUAUUAUUAUUAUUAUUAUUAUUAUUAUUAUUAUUAUUAUUAUCAUUAUUAUUAUUAUCAUUAUUAUUAUUAUUAUUAUUAUUAUUAUUAUUAUUAUUAUUAUUAUUAUUAUUGCUAUUAUUAUUAUUAUUAUUAUUAUCAUUAUCAUUAUCAUCAUCAUUAUUAUUAUUAUUAUUAUUAUUAUUAUUGCUAUUAUUAUUAUUAUUAUUAUUAUUAUUAUUAUUAUUAUUAUUAUUAUUAUUAUUAUUAUUAUUAUUAUCAUUAUUAUUAUCAUUAUCGUUAUUAUUAUCAUCUCCAUCAUCACCAUCAUUACUAUUACUAUUCUUAUAAUUUUUCAUCAUUAUUAUAAUAAUCAUUACUUUCAUUAUUAUGUUUAUCAUUAUUACUAUUAUCAUUAUCAUCACCAUUAUUAUUAAUAUUAUCGUUCUCAUUAAUAUGAUACUGUUAUCAUUAUCACCGUUAUUAUUAUUGCUGUUACCAUUAUUAUUAUUUUGAGGAAUUAAAAGAAGAGAGGAGGAAAAAAAUCGGAUGUUUGUGUUUGCAAAACUUAUUUGCCUGUGAUUUGUGAUUUUUUUUUUAAAAUUAAAAAUACGAGAGUUGAAAGAUUUAUAAUUGUGUUUGCAAAUAAAAACUGCUUUUGAAAACGUGA